AUGAGCAAGCGUGACUACUUCUUGCAGAAAGGUCUGCAAGUGCAGCGCCUUGAUGAACAGAUUUCCUCCACCCCUACUAGCGGAAUUGCCUCUCGCGAAGUGGCCAAAUACCGCGAGUUGUGUCCACCCGCCACCCCAGACAGUCUAAUUCAAAAAUUAAUCGGGCAGUGCCAGGGCGACGCGCAGCGCAUGGAGAACGUUAUCAGUGAGUUAUGGGAGGACUAUCGCGGCAAUGAUCAGGAUGUUUGGGCCACGGUCUCAAAGAAGAACACGAAAAAGAAGCUCGAACAAUCACACAUAUCGUCCCAACGCUCUAACUCGAAGAUACAACAUCAUGAGAAUCGAGGGGAUGUGACGCAAACUGGAGACACACAGCAUCUUAGGUCAUCGGAGCGUUUAUCCACUCGAGGCCGUGGUGGUAUACGAGGACGCGGUUCAGUUUUGUCACGGGGUGGCCGCGGCGGUCGUGGUCGCGGUGGUGCUGUCGUCGCUACUGGAAGCACACGUGGACUUCGUACUGAUGAAAAUGAAGAAGAAAGCCCAGAAAACGACACGAACUCUUCUAACAGCAUAUACGACUCUCAGUCCUCAAAAACUUCCAAAUACUCGAAGAGCGAGCGUGGAAAUAAAACGACUAUUAAAGCGACCACGCAGUCUGCUGCUCAAGUACCUCCUGUCGUGUAUCCGGUUCUGACCGGCGCAUGGACGAAAAAGCUGAACGUUUCAAAGGCCACCAUAAUGUCGAAGCCUGUAGAAUAUAAUUCCACAACCACAUCUGCACCUGAAGCGGCGACAAAAGCUCUUGAAAAAGUGAUUAUUUCUGCUCCCGAAACUGAUGGUGCUGUUGUUAAGGUUGCGGCAGAGAAGGCUCCCAGCCCUAAGAAGAAGGCUCAACACGAGACGAACAAAAAAACACAGAUAUUUAGCAGCUCGAAUGUCGCCGAAGAAACAACACCUGCCGAUGAAUCUUUGAAUGCCAUGGAGAAAGUGUCCAGCUCGAAAGCUUCGCCUAAAAAGUCAUUAGAGAAGGAGGUUAAAAGUGUAGAGACUUCAGUGGAAGCUACUUCCUCGAAUAUUGCCACCGGAUGGGGUGCUCUAGAUGCAGCUUCUGCAACAAUGAACAAGUGGUCUGCUUCUGUACCGGUUGCAUCCACUGACUCCACGAAGGUCUCAACUUCAAGCACUUGGGCGCGUGGAAGCCCUACUCUUUCCCCACCAGCAAGCAAACUUGUGACUCCAACGCCAAAGUCUCCGGUUGCUGAAACAAGACCGACGGUAAUGCCAGGUUCUCCAAAGGAUAUUGAGGCGCCUCGUUCGACAGGAUCGGCUUCAACGAGCCCUCGUCCAUACCUUAAGAUGGGAAAAUGGGACAGUGCUGCAACACCAAACCUAUCGCUCCAGUUUGGAAGCUUUUCGCUUAACGGCGUUGAGUCGUACGAGCCUUCUUCGCCAGUUAGCUGGUCUUCAACGACCAAAACUACUGCGACAACUACAUCAAACAAGGGUGUCAAAUCUAUUACGAAAAGCACGACAACCCAAAGUGGUUGGGGAGCUUCCACUACUCCACAAAAAUCGUUAUCUCCAGAUCAUGGCGAUGAGCCAGAGCAUUCUCAGGAGAAUACUGUCGCGAAAACUACAGCGUCGGCACCUCCAGGACUAUCGGUAGACUCAGGCCGGGAGACGCCAACUGCAAGUCAGUCCCCAAGGUAUGCGCCUUCAGCUCCGUCACCUGCAUCUCUUCCCAAGCCCGAUGAGGUUAAGCGCAAUACCCCUACGCGUGCUCAAGGAAGCUCAUUUCAGACUCAAGGAGGAGCUUCAACUCAGACCAACAAAAUGAACAUUGGCUACGGCACGGGCUUAUAUCAAGCUUCAUAUGGUACAUACUCGAUGGAUCUCGGUCGGUCUUCUGCUAACUCGACGCCAAGUCAGCUUUCUGCUGGAGGAACUCCGAAGACCACCAGUGUUCGUGGCGGUGCUGUGUCUCAAGUUGCAGUUCAGUCUCCAUCCCUUGGGCAGCAGCCUCAGAUGCAGCAAGUUUCUUUGCAACAACAAUCUCAGCAGCAACACCAGCAACACCAGCAACAGCCGCAACAACAAGGCCAGCAACAAACUCAACAAAAGCUGGUACAGCAGCAACAGUCUCAUCAGAUCCAGCAGAUCCAGCAGAUCCAGCAAAACCCAGCUCAACAGCAACCAGCGGCCCAAAUGCAUCAACAAGCCCAGGUCGGCAUGCAGCAGGGUUACCAUUAUGCUCCGCCUCCUCCACCUGGCAUGGCACUUCCAUACAACCCAUACAACUACCCUGGUUACUACCAAGGAUAUGGCUACUACCAAAACCCACAGUUUACUCAGUAUAGCCCACGCACCCAAUACCCCCCGCGCGGCAAUAUGCCGUAUGGAGUUGAGGGUCCAGUGCCGGGAUUCUCGAAUCCGCCAAAUAUGCCCUACCAGGACCAGCACAUGAUGGCUCAGCAGCAUGAGUAUGCUGGCGCUUCACCUCAAGGAUUUGGUGAGAUUAACACCGCGUACAUGCAGCAGGCGUCAAUACAGCAGCAAGGUGGUCAUCUAAGUCACCACGGUCACCAAAAUGGUCUGCAAGCCCACGGCAAGGGAGGCUCAGGAUCUGUUGCUAUUUCUCAGCAGUCGCACGGACAGCGCGGUAACGCCAACAUGCAGAGCUAUGGAAACGCCGGGGGCCGUGAUCAUGUCACGCCACCGGCAACUAUGGAGGGCAACCAGUCGGUGGAUGGGGCCACAUGA
This is a messenger RNA of Plasmopara halstedii, 2760 nucleotides long. RefSeq lists its product as uncharacterized. NCBI's taxonomy places the organism in Eukaryota, Oomycota, Peronosporomycetes, Peronosporales, Peronosporaceae. The transcript has 5 exons. The coding region runs from base 1 to 2760 and encodes 919 amino acids. The record is from RefSeq and is a predicted model, not a curated record.